AUGCGACCGACUGGACGAGUUUCGUUUAUUCAUUCUAAAGACAACGCUCUUCUGAUAUCAAAAAAGGCUGGGAAAUCUGGGAAGCAAGAACAAACCACUCUAUUGGACAUUUGUCGCACUGCCACCCCAGCAAAAUGUACCCUCAACCCAUUCCUCUUCAAUGGUCAUCUGCAGACGGCCUGGACGGCAGUGAAAUAUGAUGGUGUUCCAGUGUACUAUAAACGCUGGGUCUUUGAGGCGGAAAAUUCCACCUUUAAUGGGCAUUUUGCCGUGGAUUUUGUCGUGGAGCCAUACACCGUCCCCAAAACUGGCCAGGCUGCCGACGAAGAGAGGAAAUACACUCAGCCCUCAGGCUUGCCGGAACGAACGUCAUUUUUCUCAGAGGGUGAGUUCUCCGCCCUUUCUUCGGAUGAUACCAAGCCUAUGCUGGUGGUUCUUCAUGGCCUCAGUGGCGGUUCUCAUGAAAUCUACCUGCGUCAUGUUGUCGCACCUCUGGUUGCCGAUAAAGGUUGGGAGGCAUGCGUUGUCAACUCCAGGGGCUGCUCUCGGACCAAGAUUACCACGGGGAUGCUUUAUAAUGCUCGUGCUACGUGGGAUGUUCGUCAGACCGUGAAAUGGCUACGCAAGACGUUCCCAAACCGUCCUCUGUUCGGGAUUGGGUUCUCUCUUGGUGCCAAUAUCCUCACUAACUAUUUAGGCGAAGAAGGCGAAGCUUGCGAGUUGAAGGCUGCCGUUCUCUGCGCAAGCCCUUGGAAUCUGGAAGUUGGCUCUGUCAACCUGCAAAGCACUUGGAUGGGACUUGAGGUCUAUAGCAAAGUAAUGGGCUCAAGCAUGAAGCAGCUCUUCGAACAGCAUGUGGAAGAAGUCUCCAAGAACCCUCGGCUUGAUGUGGAGACUGUGCGAAAAGUUACUUAUUUGCAUGAGUUCGAUCGGGCCGUACAAUGUCCACUUUGGGGUUAUCCCACAGAGGGCGCCUAUUACCGUGAUGCCACUUCCACUGAUUCCAUGCUUGCCAUUAAGAUCCCCUUUUUUACUAUACAGGCAGAGGAUGAUCCUAUUGCCUCCGUUAAGGCACUCCCAUUCGAGGAGAUCCAACGAACCCCUUAUGGAGUCAUGAUGACCACGUCGUGGGGUGGGCAUCUAGGAUGGUUUGAACUUGGAGGAGACAGGUGGUUUGUUAAGCCAGUAAACAACUUUCUUAAUCUAAUGGCCAAAGAAGUCGACCUUGAAACUCCUUUCAUGGUCCAAAAUCCAGAAAAUAUUCCCAGCCACAUCGAUCUUGAACGGCCUGGGGGAGAACCCAACACGACUCCCAAACCGGAGUUCAGCCCAAUGCGGCGUAAACUAGGCUUAAAAUUGGCCCAGUCGGCUUAG
Messenger RNA from Aspergillus tanneri, 1374 nucleotides. Its product is annotated as putative hydrolase, alpha/beta fold family. Gene Ontology annotation, biological process: medium-chain fatty acid catabolic process; medium-chain fatty acid biosynthetic process. NCBI's taxonomy places the organism in Eukaryota, Fungi, Ascomycota, Eurotiomycetes, Eurotiales, Aspergillaceae. The coding region runs from base 1 to 1374 and encodes 457 amino acids. Gene Ontology annotation, molecular function: acetylesterase activity; monoacylglycerol lipase activity. The record is from RefSeq and is a predicted model, not a curated record. The transcript is spliced from 6 exons.